Messenger RNA from Acanthosepion pharaonis, 816 nucleotides. The record is from the annotation of a GenBank genome assembly. NCBI's taxonomy places the organism in Eukaryota, Metazoa, Mollusca, Cephalopoda, Sepiida, Sepiidae.
AUGUCUUCUUACUCCAACUCCCUUCUAUUUCAUCUUGCUCCAUUCUUUUCUUCCUGGUCUUCUUUCUUCUCCUUAUGUCUUCUCUCAGCAUCUUCUCAGUUCACUCCAAGGGCUUCUUCACCAUCUUCUUCUUUCUGCUUCUUCUUCUUGUGUACAUCUUCGUCUAUUUCCAGUCCUUCUCCUUCUUCAUCAGGUUAUCUUCUUUCUUCUUCAUCCUUCUUGCAGAUGAACCCUCCUUCUCCCACCUUCUUUCUGCUUCUUCUUCUUUUCUCAAGAGUUGACCACAUAUCUGCUUUUUUUUUUUUUUCUUUUUUUCCUGUUGUUCCUUUGUUUUUUUUUGUUUUUUCUUUUUUUUUCCUGUUCCCUUGUUUUUUUUUUUUCCUUUUUUUUUUCCUGUUCCCUUGUUUUUUUUUUUUUCCCCUUGACCACCCAGGUUUCAUUAUUGACAACCUUUUUUUUUUUUUUCUAUUUGACUCCUUCUUCUUCCUCUUCUUCUAUCUGCUUCUUCAUCUUCUUACUCUACUUCUAUUUCUCCUUCUUCUUCCUCUUCUUUCUUCUCCUUCUUCUUCCUCUUCUUCUUCCUCCUUCUCCUUCUUCUUCUUUCUUCUUCUUCUUCUUACACUUUUUCUAUUUCUCCUCCUUCUAUUUCUCCUCCUUCUUUUUCUUCCUCUUCUUCUUUCUCCUUCUCCUUCUUCUUCCUCUUCUUUUUUCUGCUUCUUCUUCUUCUUACUCUUCUUCUUUCUUCUCCUUCUUCUUCUUACUCUUUCUUCUUCUUUUCUUCGGCAAGCAGAAAUUCAAGCGUUCUCUCUGCUUUAA